This is a messenger RNA of Prunus armeniaca (apricot), 2211 nucleotides long. NCBI's taxonomy places the organism in Eukaryota, Viridiplantae, Streptophyta, Magnoliopsida, Rosales, Rosaceae. The record is from the annotation of a GenBank genome assembly.
AUGGAGCAUACUGCGCAAGUGACAUUGUACACUCUUCUUAUGUCGGACAGGUACCAGAAGCAUAUUGAUACUGGUCUUCUAUGUUAUCUCCAGUCAGAUCAGACACAGGGAGUUGCGGUUAGAAGAUCUGACCUGGUCGGGAUAAUCAUGCGACGUAAUGAACUUGCAAAUGAUAUCCUCAAGGCAUCACGAACACAAGUACUGCCCCCGAUGCUAAAGAGUCAGAGCAUGUGCAGAGGUUGUCGCCAUCUAAAUGUUUGUACCAUCUAUCACAAGGCACAUGGAGGAAGCUCAGGGAGCAGUGGAUUGGGAGACUUAUUUGAUUCAAAUACACAUCACCUAACAAAUGCUCAUGCUGCUUUCCUAAGGCUGUGGGAUUGGUUGAUUGAUUUGGAAGCUAAAGAGAUGCAGCUUCCAUAUUCGAAGUCUAAAAAAGAUAACAGAUUCGUGUAUCAUUUUCUGCGUAAUGGUUUGCCUUCUCUCAGCGAGAGGACAUCUAACGGAGAUUUUUUGAAUGCUGCUUCAUCUCCAACAAAAGAAGUGGAUUGCGCACUAAGAUGUGGUGACUUUGUGAUACUUAGCAGUGAAUCUAGUCAUCUACCUGUUGCAAGUGGGAUUGUAACGGAUAUAAGUCACUCCCAUGUAUCUGUUUCUUUCUCUAAGCUCUUACGACUUCCUGGGAGCAGUCCUUCUUCAGAGGCAAGUCAUCUCCUUGAGGAGAUCUGGCGGGUUGACAAAGAUGAAUUCAUGACAUCAUUUUCAGUAAUGAGGUUGAACCUUGUUCAACUUUUUCUUCAAAGUGCACAAGCUGCUCACGUGAGAAAAAUGAUUGUUGACUUAGAGGCUCCUAGAUUUGACAAGGGAUGUAUAUUGAGCCAGGAUCCAGCAAUAUCUUAUGUCUUGUCCCAGAGAAAUUUAAAUGUUGAUCAGCGGCAAGCCAUUCUUAAGAUACUUGCAGCAAAGGAUUACGCACUUAUACUAGGAAUGCCUGGAACAGGCAAGACAUCUACGAUGGUGCAUGCUGUGAAAGCCUUGUUGAUUAGAGGUGCAUCCAUUUUGCUUACGUCCUACACAAACUCUGCUGUUGAUAAUCUACUUGUCAAAUUAAAGGCUCAGAAUAUAGAUUUUUUACGCAUUGGAAGACAUGAAGCUGUGCAUGAGGAAGUUCGAGGGCAUUGCUUUUCAGUGGUUUCCAUGACAGAAAUGAACAUACAAAGUGUGGAAGACAUUAAAUUAAGACUAGACCAAGUCAAGGUGGUAGCUGUUACAUGCUUGGGGAUCACCAGUCCCUUGCUUGCCAAUAAGAGAUUUGAUGUAUGCAUCAUGGAUGAAGCUGGACAAACCACCCUUCCAGUAUCUCUUGGGCCUUUGAUGUUUGCAUCAAAGUUUGUUCUGGUUGGCGAUCAUUAUCAAUUACCUCCUCUGGUCAAGGCUCGAGAAAAUGGAAUGGGGGUAAGCUUGUUUUGCAGGCUCUCAGAAGCGCAUCCUCAGGCAAUCUCAGCCUUGCAAAGCCAGUACCGUAUGUGUCAAGGCAUUAUGGAACUGUCAAAUGCCUUGAUAUAUGGAGAUAGAUUGCGCUGUGGCUCUCCUGAAAUAGCUAAUGCCAAACUCGACUUUUUCAAGUUCAAAGUCUCGUUCGUCGUGGAUACAGGAGGAUACGGAUAUCAGAAUCUUUUGACACAGCUUGUACAUCUUUCCUCUGCUUCUAUGUUUCAGAUACAUCCCUCCAGUGUGUUUCAAUUCCAGAUUGUGCUUAGGGAAUUCAUUAAGAGCAAAGUGUGUCUUGUCAUCCACGACCUUCAAGUGGUGUUAAAUCCAACCAAACCAGUUAUAUUUAUUAAUACAGAUGCUUUACCUGCUUUUGAGGCAAGGGAUCACAAGAUUGUGAAUAACCCGAUGGAAGCUCACAUAAUUGUACAGGUUGUGGAGGAACUAGUUAACAGUGGAAUUAAGGAGGAAGAUAUUGGCGUCAUCACCCCAUAUAACUCUCAGGCAGAGAUUAUCCGGCUUUCCAUCAAUCAUACCUCUGUGGAGAUACAUACCAUUGACAAAUACCAGGGAAGAGAUAAGGAUUGCAUACUAGUGUCUUUUGUUAGGUCAACGGAAAAUCCAAGGAAUUGCUCUUCUUCACUGCUUGGAGACUGGCAUAGGAUUAAUGUGGCUCUUACUCGUGCCAAGGUAAGAAUCACAUUGGUGUUCUGGCUCGAUUAG